AUGAACAUGUCCAAGACCAAAGUUAUGACGAACAUCUCUGGUGAAUCGAUCCCAACUAUUAGGGUGGGAAGCGAACCGCUAGAGAUGGUCAAACAAUACGUGUACCUUGGACAUGUUAUAUCUUUUGACAAAACACUCCAAGAAAAGGAGAUCUCCAGGAGAAUCCAGCUCGGUUGGGCGGCAUUCAAUAAACUUGCGGACAUCCUCAAACCCGCUGACAUUCCACAGUGCUUGAAAACUCGCCUCUUUAAUCAAUGUGUCCCGCCCUCCAUGACCUACGGUGCCGAGACAUGGACGCUCAGUAAGAAGGCUGUGCAUAUGAUACGAGUAGCACAGAGAGCCAUGGAGCGCGCCAUGCUCGGUAUUAAGAUGCAAGAUCGAAUGCAUUCAUUGUUUAGAAGAAGUGAACAGCAAGAUGCAAAGGUUCCUUCUGAUACCUACUAA
Messenger RNA from Leguminivora glycinivorella, 444 nucleotides. RefSeq lists its product as uncharacterized. The transcript is spliced from 2 exons. The coding region runs from base 1 to 444 and encodes 147 amino acids. Lineage: Eukaryota; Metazoa; Arthropoda; Insecta; Lepidoptera; Tortricidae. The record is from RefSeq and is a predicted model, not a curated record.